This is a messenger RNA of Rhipicephalus microplus (southern cattle tick), 845 nucleotides long. It is a transcript of the gene Lamtor3, whose product is annotated as Late endosomal/lysosomal adaptor, MAPK and MTOR activator 3. Gene Ontology annotation, cellular component: Ragulator complex. The record is from RefSeq and is a predicted model, not a curated record. Lineage: Eukaryota; Metazoa; Arthropoda; Arachnida; Ixodida; Ixodidae. Gene Ontology annotation, biological process: positive regulation of TOR signaling; cellular response to amino acid stimulus.
GCGUCGCAUCUGUGGGGUGGCGCGUCGGGUGCCAGUCGAUGUAAACACUAUGGCCGAUGAAUUGAAGAAGCACCUUAUCCACCUCAUAUCCAGGGUCCAAGGGCUCCAGGCUAUUGUAUUCACAGACCGAGACGGUGUGCCUCUAAUCAAAGCUGCAACAGACGGAGCACCUGAGCAUGCCUUGAGGCCCAGCUUUCUGGCAACAGUGGGCAUGGCCAUGUCCCAAGGCAACAAGCUUGGCCUAGGCAGAUGCAACAAGAUGAUUUCCUCUUAUGGCAACUAUCAGGUGGUGAGCUUCAACAGGCAUCCCGUGACCAUCACACUUGUUGCGAGCAGUUCAGCUAAUACUGGCAUGAUAUUGAACCUUGAAGAGGAGCUGAACACAGUUUCACAAACUCUGAGGAGCGUUGUGGAGGCUUCUUAAGGCAUUAUGAAUAGAUAAAGAAAACUGGAACCGAGGUGUUUGUGCCAUGCAGUGAAGCAUUGUUGGUUUUUCACAAGGAGGUUAAAGUAAUAUUUGCAGGAGUGGAGGAGGUGCCCCCAGGUGAAGCCGCGUGCUGCCAUCUUGCCAUAGGCAGAAAGUGCGCCUUCCUCAACUCUAGCCGUUUCCGCCGCACAGAUGUUCGAAAUGUUUUUCAGCGUUGUGGCAAUCCAGACGUUGUAGUGGACACAUUGUGCCUUUUUUAAAACUACAUAAAUCAAGCGAGAGGGUGCUUUGGGAUAAUGUUUCAGUUGCAAAGUCCAGUGGUACACAUCCUUGGGCUUGUUCUUACCACUGGAGUGGAGCACAAAUAGGAAAAGUACACAAAUUAUUCGUUGCUAUUAAAUAGGCAAUUGACUCCUAA